AGAGACCGGACCCUGGAGAGCAGGGCGGAAACUGGACGGCGGCCUGCGCCAGGCCCGGGUCCCUGAGGAGUCCCAGGAUCCAGCCGGCCCGCUGCCCCCUUCUUCCUGGCACGGCCCCUCAAGUGGGGGACCCCAUGCCAGGGCCUGGCGCCCCGCUUCCAGGCAGACCAGGUCGGCGUGCGACCGCGGAGGACUCGGCUCCGUGUUUUCGGAUGUAAAGGACAGCGCCCUCUUUUAAGUGCAGAAACUCAAGUGACUGGCAUGACGUCUAUUGAUAAAUUCCUUGGUUCCUUGGGGCGAGGGUAAACCAAAUCUGUUUCCAGAACCAUGAAGAUCUUGCUGGUUUUUGACUUUGACAAUACAGUCAUAGACGACAAUAGUGACACCUGGAUUGUGCAGUGUGCUCCGGAGAAACAGCUCCCUGUGGAGCUGAAGAACUCGUAUCAGAAAGGGUAUUGGACAGAAUUUAUGGGCCGAGUCUUCAAGUAUUUGGGAGACAGAGGCGUAAGAGAAGAAGAGAUGAAACGAGCAAUGACCUCGAUGCCUUUCACACCAGGGAUGGUGGAACUUCUCAACUUUAUAAGGAACAAAAAGGAGAAGUUUGACUGUAUCAUUAUUUCAGAUUCCAACUCAGUCUUCAUAGAUUGGAUUUUAAAAGCUGCCAAUUUUCACAGUGUGUUUGAUAAAGUGUUUACAAAUCCAGCAGCCUUUGGUUCCAAUGGCCAUCUCACGGUGGAAAAUUAUCACACUCAUUCUUGUAGUAGGUGCCCAAAGAAUCUUUGCAAAAAAGUCGUUUUGGUAGAUUUUGUAGACAACCAGCUACAACAGGGAGUGAGUUAUACACACAUUGUUUACAUAGGUGAUGGGGCAAAUGAUUUCUGUCCAGUAACGUUUUUAAAGAAGAAUGAUGUUGCCAUGCCACGGAAAGGAUAUGCUUUGCAGAAAAUACUCUCCCAAAUGCCUCAAAAUCUUGAGCCUGUGGAAUCCUCCGUGGUCCUGUGGUCUUCGGGUGUUGAGAUAAUUUCUCAUUUACAAUUUCUAAUAAAAGAAUAAUAUCUCAACAAUUGCAUUGUCUCAGUUAAGAUUAGGCUCGGUGGCCUAAAAUGAACAACCCCAAAUGCCAGUGACUUUUUUUUAAGAUCAUUUUAUUGGGGACUCUUCUAGCU
Messenger RNA from Echinops telfairi (small Madagascar hedgehog), 1166 nucleotides. It is a transcript of the gene PHOSPHO2, whose product is annotated as phosphatase, orphan 2. NCBI's taxonomy places the organism in Eukaryota, Metazoa, Chordata, Mammalia, Afrosoricida, Tenrecidae. Gene Ontology annotation, molecular function: phosphatase activity. The record is from RefSeq and is a predicted model, not a curated record. Bases 328 to 1053 code for a protein of 241 amino acids. The transcript is spliced from 2 exons.